Metopolophium dirhodum (rose-grain aphid) is the source of this 1316-nucleotide messenger RNA. RefSeq names its product fibroblast growth factor receptor homolog 1-like. NCBI's taxonomy places the organism in Eukaryota, Metazoa, Arthropoda, Insecta, Hemiptera, Aphididae. Bases 258 to 1247 code for a protein of 329 amino acids. Gene Ontology annotation, cellular component: signaling receptor complex. The record is from RefSeq and is a predicted model, not a curated record. The transcript has 7 exons. Gene Ontology annotation, biological process: protein phosphorylation; multicellular organism development; positive regulation of kinase activity. Gene Ontology annotation, molecular function: ATP binding; transmembrane receptor protein tyrosine kinase activity.
UCUGCACAACUGCACACUCUUCCUGUUCACGCCAUUGGUGGCAGACAUACACUCAUACGUGAUGAGCUACAUAAUAUAUUUGUGUCUUAAAUAAUAAAUGUAUUCUAUCAAAUAUCUCUGAUUUAUUAAUUGUGUUCUUAAUUAAUAUAUAUUUAAAGUAUAAGCAAAUUAUUAAUUUUACAAUAUUAAACAUAUUUAUUCUUCAUUCGUUCAUAAGAUACCUAUAACAAGUCGAAUUAGGGUAAUAUUAUAGUGUCAUGGAUUCAAGUUUACUGUUUAUCAUCGUAAUUACAUUAAUGUGCAUAAUCGUGGUUAAAUUUUGGCCGCGUGAUAUAAAUGAGGGUAACAAUAAUUCAAUAGAGGUCAGACAGGUUGCCGCAUACCAACACAACAUUGAUUAUGUUUGGGAAAUUAAUAGAAAUGAUAUAUCAGUAAAAAAUAGAGUUCUUGGCGAAGGAGCAUUUGGUAUAGUAUACGAGGGUGAAUGGAAUGGAAAAAUAGUUGCUGUUAAAACGAUAAACGAAUUGUUGACAGAUGCUGCUAAUUACAGAAGAUGGAUGAAGAAUUUUAAGUUGGAAAUCGAUUGUAUGAAAAAAAUAGGGGAACAUGAGAACAUCAUUCAAUUUUUAGGCUGUUACACUCAAGAUGAGCCUUUAUAUGCUAUUUUAGAAUAUGCAUCCAAAGGUAACCUUAAAUCUUUCUUGCAAACAAGUUACAUAAAUAGUUCCCCAAUGGAAUUACUAUCUUACGCGGAACAAGUGGCACAAGGGAUGAAGCAUUUGCACGAAAAAAAUCUUAUCCAUAGGGACCUAGCAGCCAGAAAUAUCUUAGUAACUGAAGAAUCUAAAAAGAUUAAAAUGAAAAUUGCGGACUUCGGAUUUUCAAUUGAUAUUGAUAUUACUAUAGAAGAAUACUAUGAACAAAAAAAUAAAUGUUUAAGAUAUAAUAAAGUAUAUCCGGUCAAUUGGAUGGCACCUGAAGCACUACUAACAAAAGAAUACACAUUAAAAUCAGAUGUUUGGUCCUACGGCGUAUUGUUGUGGGAGAUUUACACACAUGGACUACGCACACCAAAUUAUAUUGAUUGCUCCCUGUUAAAGGAAGACAAGCGGUUGGUUCAACCAUCGGGAUGCUCAGAUAACGUAUACGAUAUAAUGAAGGCCUGUUGGGAAUUCUAUCCAAUAUACCGACCAACGUUUAAUAAACUGAUAAUUACUUUCCAAAAUAUGUUAUCCAGAGAAGUUUGACGAGGAAUGUCAUAUAAAUAAUAUAUCAUGUUAUUAUUAAUUAUUAUAAUAAAAAAUUUAAAAAAAUUA